This is a messenger RNA of Penicillium canariense, 420 nucleotides long. RefSeq lists its product as uncharacterized. The record is from RefSeq and is a predicted model, not a curated record. Gene Ontology annotation, molecular function: beta-glucosidase activity. The transcript is spliced from 3 exons. Bases 1 to 420 code for a protein of 139 amino acids. NCBI's taxonomy places the organism in Eukaryota, Fungi, Ascomycota, Eurotiomycetes, Eurotiales, Aspergillaceae. Gene Ontology annotation, biological process: glucan catabolic process.
AUGCCUAAGGAAUUGGUGGCCAAGGUCGCCAUAGAGAACCCCCCUGACCAUACUGUGACCGAGACUUUCGAUUUCGACGAUGCCUUACGGAUGGUUCAAAAAUGGCUGUCCUUGCUCGACGGAGCUUUCGUUAUGAAAGCCUCGGGAAUACGCUUCAUCGAUGGUCCUUGCGGCAUCGUGAUGCACUCCUCUACCUGUUUUCCAGUGUCAAUGGCCAGGGAUGCGAGCUGGGACGUAACGCUCGAACAACGCAUUGGCGACGCUAUCGGCCUAGAAGGACGUGCCCAAGGGGCCAAUUUCUUAGCCGGGAUCUGUAUCAAUCUUCCUCGGCAUCCCGCCUGGGGCUGCAUACAGGAGACCUACGGCGAAUAUCCCAUACUCCUGGGCGAAUUCGGUCUCGCACUGCAUCGCGGCGUCUGA